Populus nigra (black poplar) is the source of this 1269-nucleotide messenger RNA. RefSeq lists its product as uncharacterized. Bases 704 to 1027 code for a protein of 107 amino acids. NCBI's taxonomy places the organism in Eukaryota, Viridiplantae, Streptophyta, Magnoliopsida, Malpighiales, Salicaceae. The record is from RefSeq and is a predicted model, not a curated record. The transcript has a single exon.
UUUUACAAGGUUUUUCUUGCAAUUGGCCUCGACGCCUCCUUGUUAGAGAGCUUUCUACGAACCUUCCUGGAACACCGCACAUCUUACAUGCAUGUUGGAGCUAAAAACACCAAUAUCACUGACAACGUUUCCAAAUGCGCCACCCACAUAAUCUAUUGCUCAUAAAGAAGAGUUGAAUUUUUUGAUGCACGAGGUCACUAUCUCACCUGUGAGCUUUGAAAUUUUCUUCUUGCUUGUGGUUGGAAUGGAGAGUUGCACUUGAAAAAGUCCAGAAAGACAGAGCCAAGCAGCCGUUUCUUGACUGGUCAGAGCUGCGAGAUAACCUUUCACACACCAAAAACAUACAAAAGAACAAAGAGCUCACCAAACAAAGACCAACUGGUUUAAAAAAUGCUACGCACGGUCGCUCAUGCAUGCAUCAGCAAAUCCUGUCUAUUCAUUUCGUGUAAACCUCACCAUAUGGACGGACAGGAUCCUCCCACAACUUUAUCAGCAACUGUUCAUAGCAUUUCUCACUAAUCAAGCAACAAACACGUGGCCAAAUAUCUUAAAUUAAUCAGUAGGUCAUUGCUUUUGACUUGUUCAUUUUCGUCUACAAAGAAGUGCUCACCAACCACACCGAUUCUUCCAUAUAUACACACACAGUCCAAGUUCAUGUUAUCUUCCAGAGCAUUGAGCAUAUUACUUUUAUUAGCAUCAAGCCAUGUUGAGAGCAUUGAGCACAUGCAGGAACCAUGGGGGUUAUGAAAGGUUAGUUGACGAGCCUGUUAACAGAAGUCUAUUGGAUGGGAAGUUGAAGAGGGCUAAAAGCGUACCAGCUAGUGUUUUUGGCUCAUCAAAGUCACGAAAGUUGGGACCAGAACUGGCCCUUCAAAAUAUUUUUCCGGCGAAGCCUAGCAGCAGAAAGGUUAGCAAGAGUCAUCCACUGUUUAGUCUCUUCAAUAAUCGUAGAAAGAAGAAACCUACGGCUAGGCCAGAAUUUGCUAGGUACUUGCAGUAUGUGAAGGAAGGAGGGAUAUGGCUCUGAUCUGUCAAAUAUAUAUAUGCAUGGCCAUAGAUUCAUCAACAUUGAAGCAAGAAAAGGCAGUGCUGUUCGAUCAGCUUUCUUUUAUUUAGCUCAAAGAAGUGUGUAUUAUUCUAAGCAAACAAUGCUUUUGACAAACUGAAAUUUGGCAAUGCCAAAUAUGACAAAUCUUUUCACUUUUUGUACGAUCCAUUUAAUUUCACAGAAUUAGAAUUGAAAUAUUGAAAGUUCUUGCUUUGUGUUCA